Molecule: messenger RNA, 716 nt
Organism: Haliaeetus leucocephalus (bald eagle)
Lineage: Eukaryota; Metazoa; Chordata; Aves; Accipitriformes; Accipitridae
Gene: SVIP
Product: small VCP/p97-interacting protein
Exons: 4
Coding region: 1-243 (80 amino acids)
Biological process (GO): negative regulation of VCP-NPL4-UFD1 AAA ATPase complex assembly; negative regulation of retrograde protein transport, ER to cytosol; positive regulation of autophagy
Cellular component (GO): endoplasmic reticulum membrane
Source: RefSeq, a predicted model, not a curated record
AUGGGGCUGUGCCUGCCCUGCAUGGGGGGUGCCGUCAAGGACGUGGUGGAAACGCCCGACCCGGAAAUAAAAAGAAGACAGCUAGCAGAAGCUGCUGAAAAGAGGCAGAUGGAGGCUUCCUCUCGAGGUAUUAAGAACGCUUACUCUGUAGAGCAAAAGAAAAAGAAACAGGAAGAAAUAGAAAAAAGAAUUGCAGCUUCAGGUUCUGGAGGAGAAGGAGGACUGAGGUGGCAGGUUGGAUAAAGAAGUAUGAAUUUUGAAGAGAAGAUGAUUGAUGUUUACUGCCAAUAACUUGCCAGUUUCUGCAGUUGAGUGGCACUUACUCAUCAUGUGGCUUUUGCUGUUUGCAUAUGAAGACUCAGCAGUACUUUGCCAUCGUGGGAGAGGAGAUGUGGAAACGUACACUAAGAAACUUAAGAACUAACUCUGAACACUAAGUUUUGGCCAAUUUUUUUGUUUGUUUUAUGUGCAUGUUUUAUCGCUUCCCUGUCCAGGGAGUGAGAUGGGUUUUCUCACAUGGAAGUGACCUCCUUACACGUAGUCAGUCAGUAUGCGUAUGCUGUCUGGUCAGUUGGUGUAUGUACAUCUGCGUAUGACUGGCUUAGGCACAGCUCAGGUGCCCGUGUGUUGGUUUUGACGCUUAAUUCAAGCUCUACAAUUAAACUUGUCUCUUAAGUCCUCAUGUAGAAAGUUGUUUAUAAAUAUAUAUAUUUGAA